AUGGAUCUCGGCGGAUCAAUCCCUGAUGAUUCACCAAUUGAUGGCCAUCAAGGGUCACCACGUUCUGGUCCAUUCGGACAGCAUGACAGUGAUGUCUUAUAUCAAUCACCAAGGCGGCCUCAGGUCUCACGCCUUAUACAGGUUGGUUCGUCACCUCAUUAUUUGGGCACAGAAGGAACUCCUCUCGCUAAGUCGGUUCAUGUGCCAGGCAAACUGAACCUGGGAGCGGACAUACUGUCCGGAGGCAAAGUAGCCCUGGGCGAUUGGGCUCUACAUCCUCAGAUGCGAGAUGCCCUGGCCCACGACUGGCCCAGGCCUCGCCUGUAUGCAUUUCCUCCUAUCGCCCUAAUUCCCCAAGUCAUCGGAAUAGUUUUGGUUGAUGAUCUGGAGAUUUCAAGAACAGAUCAGACAGGAGGAGCAAAUGUACCUUCAGCAAAUGUGCCCAUGGCACCUGUAUAUACCAUUGGCCCUCGUCCAGGAAAUGAUGUUUAUCCUACACCUGCAGCAGGUUAUAUGCCACCUCAGGUCCCGAUGGUCAUGCCAGUCCCAGACAGACCGCUGGGCUGUCCACCAGGUUUGGAGUACCUGACCCAGGUUGACCAGCUUCUAGUUCAUCAGAAAGUGGAAUUAAUGGAAGUUCUCAUGGGAUGGGAGACCAAUAAUCAAUAUGUGUUGAAAAAUAGUUUAGGACAGCAGGUGUUUUUUGCUGCUGAGGAGAGCAAUUUUUGUACUCGCAUGAUCUGUGGACCAGUGCGCUCCUUCCUGCUUCAUAUCCAGGAUAACAUGGGACAGGAAGUGAUGACUUUAUCCCGCCCCCUUAAAUGCGGUAGUUGUUGCUUUCCUUGCUGUUUGCAAGAGAUGGAGGUUCAGAGCCCCCCGGGCAACCCUAUUGGUUAUGUAAUACAAAGCUGGCAUCCUUUCUUGCCGAAAUUCACCAUCCAGAAUGAGAGAAAAGAACCUGUUCUGAAGAUUGUGGGGCCGUUCUGUGACUGCAAAUGUUGUUCUGAUGUUAAUUUUGAGGUGAUGUCACUGGAUGAGUCCUCAGUGAUUGGUCGGAUUAGUAAACAGUGGACAGGAUUUGAAGCAGAAGCGUUUACUGAUGCAGACAACUUUGGCUUACAAUUUCCAAUGGAUUUGGAUGUGAAAAUAAAAGCAGUUAUAUUAGGAGCCUGCUUUCUUAUUGAUUUCAUGUAUUUUGAGCACACUCAAAAACAAGAGUGA
Cyprinus carpio (common carp) is the source of this 1221-nucleotide messenger RNA. RefSeq names its product phospholipid scramblase 2-like. Gene Ontology annotation, biological process: plasma membrane phospholipid scrambling. Bases 1 to 1221 code for a protein of 406 amino acids. Gene Ontology annotation, cellular component: plasma membrane. The transcript has 11 exons. Lineage: Eukaryota; Metazoa; Chordata; Actinopteri; Cypriniformes; Cyprinidae. Gene Ontology annotation, molecular function: phospholipid scramblase activity. The record is from RefSeq and is a predicted model, not a curated record.